Onychostruthus taczanowskii (white-rumped snowfinch) is the source of this 3201-nucleotide messenger RNA. It is a transcript of the gene FAM149B1, whose product is annotated as family with sequence similarity 149 member B1. Lineage: Eukaryota; Metazoa; Chordata; Aves; Passeriformes; Passeridae. The coding region runs from base 32 to 1792 and encodes 586 amino acids. The record is from RefSeq and is a predicted model, not a curated record. The transcript is spliced from 15 exons. Gene Ontology annotation, biological process: cilium assembly; protein localization to cilium.
UGGCGGCGGCGGCGGGGCGGCGGCGCUGAGGAUGAUAUCGCGAUACGCGCGGAAACCGGUGCAGGCACAAGGACUCCCAAAACAUGCCCUGAGGCAUCACCCACCGCCAGAGCCAGGGGCUCAGGUGUGUUCAGCCACAUCCACGGCUGGAAACCUCGCCCAGACCUCCAGGGAGUCGGGAAUCCGUAAGGGAUCGGAUGAUCAUGGGGAUGCACGCACUGCGAGCCAGGGUCGUGCUGACACCUCCACAGAAGACAGCUCGGUCUUCUCUUGGGGCUAUGACGAAUUUGACAAAGCUGCCACACAGCAAGUUCAGCAGAUGUUCAGACAAGUUGAUGAGCUUCUGUAUGAGCAGAAGGAGACCGUUCAUGUUGAGGGACUGCGGGAAGAAUGCCACCAGUGGUCCUCCAGCUUUCCUCAUCUCAGGGUGGUGGGGAAGCAGGUGGUGGCCCCCACAGAUGAAGGGUAUGGAUGGUACUCGAGUUCCCCCUCGGGCAGUUUGGCUCCCUCGGAUGUAAGUUCACCACAGGAAAAGGAUUCUGAUGAAUUUAGCGUUUUGGGCAAGAAGGUGCCUCUUUUUGUUGCUCCUGCUCACAAAAAGGCCAACCCUUCCAAGGCUCCGACCUUGUGUUCCUCAGAGAGCGGUGAAGGGGAAGAGGAAGUCAUUCUCUCCGAAGGCAUAGUGGAGGAAUACUUGGCAUUUGACCACAGAGAUGUGGAGGAGGAAUUGCACGAGAGGAAAAUGGGACUGUCCUCUGGCAGACGGAAACUGGGGUUUCCUCCUGUCUCUCCCUAUUCCUGCAUGAAGGAUUCCGUGCUCACCUUUGUGUUUGAUGACGUGUGGAGUGAAGUCCUGGUUUGCAUGGAAGAAUUGAUCUGCAGGCACUGGGAAGGGUCAGCCUCUGAUGAUGAGAAAAAUAUCAUAACAGUGGAAACGCUCCGAGCAGAUGCCAGAAGCCCUUUGCAGUUGGAUCCUCUGCCAGCACUGCUACCUCGGGUGCCACACACAAAGAUGCCCUCAGUGGCAUCCAAUCUGUGCCCAAAACCCAGAGGUGGCCGCAAAAGCAAAAAAAGGAGAAAAACACCUCAAGUAAGUCUCUCUCAAGGAUCAAGUAGUAGUUCUCAGCGUAACCUGAAUGGCUUGAUGGUGAUCCAUGGGAUCCAGUUACACCAGAGGAACCUGCCUGUAGUGGAGAAAACACUGGAGCUGGAUGACAAACGGCCAGGUUCCAGUUCCCUCCUCUCCACCCGGACGUGGCCAAACCGUUCCCUGGAGCUCAGCACCUCGUCCCUGUCCCGCUGCACCAGGAGGAGGAACCCUCCACCACGGACCCUGCAUCCCAUCGGCACCCCACGCUCCGGGGAGGAUGUCUGCAGGCGCCUCCUGACAGCACAGGAGCAGCUGACCUCACCCUCCCCACUGCUGCUGAACAGAAAUCACCCCCUGCCACCCAUUGCCACCACCACCGUGGCAGAGCAUGGGAGCACCACAGGACCCCACAGGCAAACGAAACCUCGAGGGAACUCGAGCCAUGCUCACAGAGUCACGACACAAGAAGACACUCGCCAGCAGCUGCAGGCACAGCUGUUCCUACCUGAUCCCUUCUCCAGGCCUAACACAACCACCACAUCCUCGCCCCAUUCCCAGCGCCGCCGUUCUUGCACUGUUACUGAUUCCAGUAAUCAAUCCUGGACGAGGAGAGCAUCCACGAGUUCAGGUCUUCCAUCACGUGGUUCUGUGAAAGCCCACAGCCGAAGUGGAUCAGGCACAAAGAGCAAACAGAGGCACUGAUGUGCCACGGAGAAGCAUCCACCCAUCCAUCCCUCUCCAGAGAGUCAUGAAGCACCUCUCUUUCCCAGCAAGGUCAACGUUGUUUACACAGAGUUUUCAAACACCCUUCCUUACAGAUAGUUAUUUUUAUAUAAAUCUAAGCAGCAGCUGCCAAAGAUUAGAAGGGGUGCACUUAAACAUUCCACUUCCUAGCAGUAGAGAAAGUGAUGCUCCAGUGGAAGGGUGAAUACAUUCCUGUGAAGCCCAACUCCUAGAAACCCAGCAAACACUCUCAGUCCGUGCUUGUGCUGUUUUCUGUGAGGCUGGUGACAGGUUCAUGUCCUUACAGGCAGGUACUGCAGGACCUGCUCAUUUUUCCCUUGGGAAGGUUAACCCGGCCUUCCACAGAUGUAGUGAUUUACUUUUUUAAAAAUAGUGUAUUUAUAUGUUUAAAUAUGUUUGAAGCAAUAUUGUACUAGCAAAAGCAAGCACUCAGCUUAGGCAGAUGAUGAAUGCUGUGGUAGCUGCAGCAGGUAUGAACACAGAUGUGCAGAACCAAGGCAGCAGAGCAGGUGAACUGGCAGCUCCAAGGGCAGCACAGCACUGCCUCUUCCUGAGUUAUAAUAAAACCUUUUACCUCUUCCUCAGUGACUGAAGAAGGCUGAACAGGCAAAAAGAAACUUCUUACUACAAGUAGUUUCAGACAAUACUCAAAAUCUUCCUGGUGAGACAUUUUAUGGCAAUUUCACAGAAUAGCUCAGUCUCCCUUUGUAAAAAUACCUAUAAUUACACAAGAUUUCUUCACUCCAAGGUAGAGCUCCAGAAGCCACUGAUGAAAUAGAGCUUACAGGAGCUGUGUCUGCCCUGUGUGACAGACCUAACAGAGGCACUUGCUGGAGUUGGCCUUGUGGCUCCAGAUAAGACAAAUGAAACCAUGAAGUACAGGCUUCUCAAAAUAAGCAAUUAGUUGAAGGUCUUACUCCCAAACAGAAACUGCCAGACCGAAAUAUAAAAAAAAAACCAAGCUGAGGUAGCCACUGGCUGUAUUUAAACAAAGUUAGGACGCUCCACAAAAACCAAUCUAGUCAAAGAGCACGGUUUUCCUGUAUUUUCUUAUUCUUCAAGAUAGGAAAAAAACCCCUUGUUAGUAUUUUUUUAUGAUAUGGCUCCCUGAUUUCCCCACUCCAGACCAGCUAAUAAUUUUUCAUCCAUACUGAAGCUCACAAGUCUAGUUGAUCCAAACGUGCUUUAAUCAGAAAGAGAGAACUGUGCAAAUAUAACUGGGUUAACUUGCCUUUGCAUUUCCAGAAGUUAAAAAAAAAAAAAAAAAAGCAGCUCUGAACUCAGUUUUGAGUUUUCAGAGAGAGAAGGUGAUGCUCACCAGAGACCUCUACUCACGAAACCAUUUCAAAAUACAAUUUCUCUUCUGG